AUGAUCGAUCUACAAGAUGGAAUCCGGCUCCUGGAAAGGGAACUGGCAGUACCGACCGUGAGCCUGAGUACCGUGGCCGAGAACUCACCUGCUAAAGCUCACCGAAAAUCAAAUUUCGCGAGCGGCACUUCUAUUGUCCCCGAGUCACCCGAAGGUAAUAUCUCCGGCACGACAUUCUUACCUCAAGAGGACUCCGACCCCGAAGAUGCUGACCUCGAGCCCAUUAUUAUGAUUGAUGAGCUCCCGGGAUUGCAAGAAGCCUCGGAUCGCCUCUUAAGUCUCCUCAAAACCAACGCCCCUGAUGCCAGACCGGUUGUUGACGCUGCUAAAAAGCUCGCCAAUCCACGAAACACUGAAAACAAGCGCCUGAAACCAGCAAUCCGCAAAUUACUCUCCCAGAUGAAACCUUUUGGCUCUGAGCGUUUUAUCGAUGUCACCGAGGCCCAGGAGCUCAUUCCAAUCGUGCAGCCGAAAGGUGCGGCUCGGCCAUGGAGUCCAUCGCCUGCCCUGCACAGGGCCAAUUGUGCCCGUCUUGCCCUAGACAUACUCCUGGAAAGUACAGACUCAAAGUCUCUUAGCGAGACGAUUGAAACUCUCGAGAGCCAGUUCCCCGCGCCCUUCUUGAGCCGAAUAGUCAACGGCAAGGAGUCUAUUCCGAUCGGAGGUAGCACUGCCGCAGGACCAACCUUUGAAAUGGCCCUGGAGAUUCGAACACAAUUUGCACUCGUGCAACUAGAAAAGCAGGAAAAGAGAAAAGGGUUUGAUGCCCGUUCUGUCUUGGAGAACGUGUUUUACGGCGAUGGGUAUACCUCGGACACUGGCUCUCUGCGUGGUUUCAAUCUCCCGGGGACUUUCGCAGACGAGAAUGGUCGUCUUCCAGACCGAUUCCAGGACAGAGUCAGUGAUCGUUUCAGCGAGCUGGAUUAUUCUCUGCACGAUGAUGAUGGAAAUCCUAACAUCAAAGGCCUCAAAGCCGGUUUCUGGAGCCGAUUCCUCGUGUGCACCGCUCGCUUUGUUCAAAGUCGUGACAAAGAACUUCGACGGGACUUGGAGUUCCAGCCAAAACUUGAAGAUGUCAAGGACUACGUCGAGAAGAUGAUUGAAGGCGGGGAGAGUGCUGAGGAGGACGAGCUUGAGAAGGAACAGACGCCCAGCCGAAGCACGGCGGAUCGCUACUCCCCCUAA
Messenger RNA from Penicillium cosmopolitanum, 1185 nucleotides. RefSeq lists its product as uncharacterized. The transcript has 2 exons. Lineage: Eukaryota; Fungi; Ascomycota; Eurotiomycetes; Eurotiales; Aspergillaceae. The record is from RefSeq and is a predicted model, not a curated record. The coding region runs from base 1 to 1185 and encodes 394 amino acids.